AUGAAUUCUCCAAAUGCAAUUCAAGCAUGGGUUCGUGCUUACAAUAUGGUAGGUACAUUGAUCAUUAAUUUUGUAUCACCAAAGCUUCAAGGAAGCAGUAUCUAUAGAGAUACUGCUUUAGAAAUUUGGACUGAUCUUCGAGACACUUUCAGUCAAGGAAAUGGGAUCAAGAUCUUCAAUAUUCAAAAGCAAAUUGUUGAGAUUCAUCAUGGAAAGCAAUCCCUCACUGAUUAUUUCACUCAGCUCAAGAUCUUGUGGGAUCAAUUGCAGAAUUUGAAUCCAUUUCUUCAGUGUACUUGUGGUCAGUGUGUGUGUGGGAUCAAUCAAAAGUUGCAGGAUCUUCAAGCCAAGGAGUCCACCAUGAAAUUUCUCAUGGGAGUGAAUGAUGUUUUCUCUCAAGUGAGAACUCAAAUUUUGUUGAUGGAUCCUUUGCCUUCUGUCAAUAAGGUUCAUUCUUUGUUCAUUCAAGAAGAAAUGCAGAGGUUUGUGCAUAAUGUUGUUAGAGUUGAAUCCAUUGCCCUAGCAACCAAGAGCUUAGGAACUAGUUUUAAAGGCAAAGAAAGGCCUUUAUGCACUCACCGUGGAAAGUUAGGCCACACUAUGGACAAAUGCUAUAAGUUGCAUGGUUUCCCACCAGGAUUCAAGUUCAAGAACAAAAAAAAUGCCACUACUCAUCAAGUUUCAUCUAAUAUUGAACUCAUUCAAAGAAAUAAUUCUACUGGAGUUACUGAUUAUGCUUCAUCAAAGUCUGUAUCUCAAGCUCCAACUUUCACUCAUGACCAAUACCAACAACUUCUAACAUUAAUUGGUUCUUGUUCUACUCCACAAUUACCUAUAGAUCAAGAACUUCAUGUUGCUAAUGAUGUGUCUUGUCCAUCAAAUGUUGUUGCAGGUAACUACAAUCAUUCUGUUUUUUCUGCUAAAGUUGUUAACAGACGAGCUUAUGGUCUUCAUACAUGGGUUAUUGAUACCAGUGCAAGUGAUCAUAUAGUUUGUUCCAUUCAAAUGUUAACUUCUUGUAUUGAGGUUUCACAUACUAGGGUUAAAAUGCCUAAUGGGGAAGCAGCUAUUGUUACACACAUUGGCACGAUUGGAAUGGGCAAAAUGCAUGAUGGUUUUACUUAUUACAAGAUUCGAGCCUUUCUCAAGCCAGUGCAUCUUUUUCUGAUUUCUCUUCUAAGCAGAGUCUCAAGGCUUUCUCUACUAUUUGAUCUUCUUCUUUUUCUUCAAAUGUGCUUUCACUUUGGCAUUCAAGGCUUGAGCACCCUUCUGAUGUAA
Messenger RNA from Malania oleifera, 1278 nucleotides. RefSeq lists its product as uncharacterized. NCBI's taxonomy places the organism in Eukaryota, Viridiplantae, Streptophyta, Magnoliopsida, Santalales, Ximeniaceae. The transcript has a single exon. The coding region runs from base 1 to 1278 and encodes 425 amino acids. The record is from RefSeq and is a predicted model, not a curated record.